GCUUCCAGGGGGCGGGACUCACCGGAGCCUGGUCCCGUUAAAAGAGUGGGAGCGGCCCGGGGGCCCAUCUCUCCCGUAGAGUCUUGAGACAGCUGGUGUGGCAGUCCGCGGGAACAUCCUCCGGUCCUCGGUCAUGGCUUGUGGUCUGGUCGCCAGCAACCUGAAUCUCAAACCUGGGGAGUGCCUCAGAGUGCAGGGCGAGGUGGCCCCCGAAGCCAAGAGCUUCGCGCUGAACCUGGGCAAAGACAGCGACAACCUGUGCCUGCAUUUCAACCCUCGCUUCGAAGCGCACGGGGACGUCAACACCAUCGUGUGUAACAGCAGGGAUGGCGGGGCCUGGGGCGUGGAGCAUCGCGAGUCUACCUUCCCCUUCCUGCCUGGGAGUGUCAUGGAGGUGUGCAUCUCCUUCGACGAGACCGAACUGACCAUCAAGCUGCCAGAUGGAUACUUAUUCAAGUUCCCCAACCGCCUCAACCUGGAGGCCAUCAACUACCUGGCAGCCGAUGGCGACAUGAAGAUCAAGUGUCUGGCCCUUGACUAAAGGCAGCCGGGCCGUGGCCCCUAAUAAAGGCAGCUUGCCUCUGCUCCCUCUGGA
Molecule: messenger RNA, 595 nt
Organism: Zalophus californianus (California sea lion)
Lineage: Eukaryota; Metazoa; Chordata; Mammalia; Carnivora; Otariidae
Gene: LGALS1
Product: galectin 1
Exons: 4
Coding region: 134-541 (135 amino acids)
Molecular function (GO): carbohydrate binding; laminin binding
Source: RefSeq, a predicted model, not a curated record